CACGCAGCACCGCAUUCCAGUGUUUGUCCUGAUAAGAUGUCGUCAGGGUGACUUUGUUUACACUGAAGAUGAUAUGCUAGUGAUGAUAUCAGAUAUCAAUAUUAUGAAAGCUCAUGGAGCUGAUGGCUUUGUUUUUGGAUGCCUCAAAGAAACUGGGACAAUUAAUGAGGAACAAUGCGCGGAGCUGUUGAGCGCUGCUGCACCGCUGCCGUGCACUUUCCACCGGGCAUUCGACUGCGUGGCCUCUCCAGAGGAGGCGCUCGACACCGUCAUCCGGAUGGGCUUCACGCGGCUCCUGACCAGUGGGCUCGCGCCCUCCGCCGCCAAGGGAGCAGCCCUGAUCGCCCGGCUGGUAUCGCUCUCUGCUGGCCGGCUCUCUGUGAUGCCCGGCGGUGGCGUAAACGCCCAGAACGUAUCCCAGCUGGUCACUCUGACAGGCGUCAGUGAGGUGCACGCGUCGGCGCGCGGCCCCCGUCGCUCGUUGAUGGCGGUACCGGCCGGCGUGUCGAUGGGCGCCGCCAGUGACGAGCGCUGCUGGCUGCAGUGUGACCCGGACGAGGUCGCCGCCAUCCGCCGCGCCUUGUCUUCGGCUGGCGAGGAGGGGGACGCCGCAUAGCCGCGCCGUUGUGAUAUACAAUGUGGGUGCCUCUACCACCUGGUGGCGCGAAUAACAGUGAACGGGCCGGGGUUUUAUACCAUUUAUAUAUACUCGUACUUGUAACUGGUUACAUUGUUGCAUUUUUAUAUUUCAAUACAUAUUCACACAAUUUCA
Messenger RNA from Amphibalanus amphitrite, 772 nucleotides. Its product is annotated as copper homeostasis protein cutC homolog. Bases 74 to 616 code for a protein of 180 amino acids. Gene Ontology annotation, molecular function: copper ion binding. The transcript has 5 exons. Lineage: Eukaryota; Metazoa; Arthropoda; Thecostraca; Balanomorpha; Balanidae. The record is from RefSeq and is a predicted model, not a curated record.